Messenger RNA from Colletotrichum truncatum, 1368 nucleotides. RefSeq names its product acyl-CoA dehydrogenase. Lineage: Eukaryota; Fungi; Ascomycota; Sordariomycetes; Glomerellales; Glomerellaceae. Gene Ontology annotation, biological process: fatty acid beta-oxidation using acyl-CoA dehydrogenase. Gene Ontology annotation, molecular function: flavin adenine dinucleotide binding; acyl-CoA dehydrogenase activity. The record is from RefSeq and is a predicted model, not a curated record. Gene Ontology annotation, cellular component: cytoplasm.
AUGUCACCCAACGCAAAUAACACGAACAACCCUGCCCUCCAGGGUCCAGCCUUCUCUCACCUUCCACCAUGGGUUCGAGCAAAACUCUCUUCAUUGGCAAUUGAAAAGAUACAAGCCGUUUAUGAUUGGGUUGAGAACGAGUGCAUUCCGAGAGAAGAAAUUUUCAAGGCCCAGCUCGAAGGCCGCCGUUGGACAACACCGCCAUUAAUGCACGAGCUACGAAGAAAGGCGAAGGAUCGCGGUCUCUUCAAUUUAUUCUUGCCCAAACAUUUCAAAGGGAGCCCUGGACUGACGAACCUGGAGUAUUCGUGCUGUGCGGAAAUCAUGGGCCGCUGUUACUGGGCAGCUCAGACCAUGAAUUGCCAUGCUCCUGAGACGGGCAACAUAGAGCUCUUGGCGAAAUACUGCAAUGAAGCUCAGAAGACAAAGUGGCUGCAGCCACUCCUCGACGGCACUGCCGCCUCUGCUUACUCCAUGACGGAACCCGAUGUUGCAAGCUCAGAUGCCACGCAAAUUGGGAUUCGCAUCAAUCGUGAUGGUGACUCGUACGUUAUCAAUGGCAGGAAGUUAUAUGGGAACUGCCUGUGGAACAAGGAGCUAUCCUUCUACAUACUCAUGGGCUGUACCGACCCCGAGAACCCCAACAAGUGGUCCCGCCAUACAAUGAUCAUCGUCCCCUGCGAUACGCCCGGUAUCUCACAAGUCCGCAACCUUUCCAUAAUGGGAUAUGAUUACGCUCCAGAAGGGCAUGGGGAGUACUUAUACGAAAAUGUCCGCGUACCAGCAGAAAACAUCAUCUUGGGUGAAGGUCGCGCUUUCGAAAUCGCUCAAGGUCGUCUAGGGCCGGGACGUAUCCAUCACUGCAUGCGUCUCAUCGGGCAGUGCGAGCGUGCCUAUGAGCUGGCUCUUGUUCGCUGCACUGACCAUCGAAAGAAGCCGCGCGGUAAGCUCAUUGGUGAGUUUGACUCCAAUAUUGAACGCAUCGCGCAAAUGCGCCUCGAGUUAGACGCCGCUCGGCUGAUCGUCCUGAAUGCCGCCGAUACUAUGGAUCUCCUUGGUAAUAAGGCAGGCAAGCGCGCAAUCGCACAGAGCAAGAUUAUAGUGCCAGUGCUUGCCACCAAGAUCAUUGAUGAGUGCAUGCAAAUGUUUGGCGGUCAAGGCCUCACACAACAUACGCCGCUUCCUGAAAUGUGGACAUAUGCCCGAUUUGUGAGGGUGGCAGAUGGACCAGAUGCCGCACAUAGGCAUCAGGUUGGAAGAGAGGAGUUGAAGAAAGCGGAAGAGGUCACCAGAAGACAUCAAAUGUACCAGAAGAGAUACAAAGAGUUUUCAGAGCUCCACGGGGAGAAAUUUGUAACCUAUGACUAG